Molecule: messenger RNA, 444 nt
Organism: Paramacrobiotus metropolitanus
Lineage: Eukaryota; Metazoa; Tardigrada; Eutardigrada; Parachela; Macrobiotidae
Exons: 1
Coding region: 1-444 (147 amino acids)
Source: RefSeq, a predicted model, not a curated record
AUGUACAUCGACCGGGUCGAGCGCAUGUUCGAGCGAUGGGCCAAAGACGGGAUAAUUACCUGCAACCACCACCCAACCGACGGCUGUGGCUACGCGAACAGGCCAUAUGGCGAAAAUCCAAACCGAAAAUGGUAUUUGGAUUGGCGAAAUCGCUAUCAAAAAGGCUACCCUACCGGGUCAGCCAAUCCUAACCGCCUCGGCUUAGUGCCACCCAAACAACCCAGACCACCGCGUGGUAAUGGAGGGACAGGCAGCCGAAGGCAGUCCACCGGCUCAGGAAGUGGGUCCGGUGGCGGCAACCGACAGAAUGGUCCAAAGCAGGGAUACCAGACGCCAGCCAACGAAAGGGCAGCGUUACCACCCAUACCGGACCAGCUGGUGAAGCCAAAUGGCAACAGCGGCGGCGGCCCUAACCGGGCCAGCCCAACCGCGGGAAACGCAUAA